This is a messenger RNA of Fusarium mangiferae, 1653 nucleotides long. Its product is annotated as putative membrane-bound O-acyltransferase domain-containing protein 5. The record is from RefSeq and is a predicted model, not a curated record. Gene Ontology annotation, cellular component: endoplasmic reticulum; membrane. Gene Ontology annotation, biological process: glycerophospholipid biosynthetic process; lipid modification. The transcript has 5 exons. Gene Ontology annotation, molecular function: 1-acylglycerol-3-phosphate O-acyltransferase activity; 1-acylglycerophosphocholine O-acyltransferase activity. Bases 1 to 1653 code for a protein of 550 amino acids. NCBI's taxonomy places the organism in Eukaryota, Fungi, Ascomycota, Sordariomycetes, Hypocreales, Nectriaceae.
AUGCUGUACUUUCUGCAUAGGCCUUUUGUGGCCUUAGCAGACACUGUUGGUGCUGCCCCAGACGAUCUCAAACUCGUCACCUCGUUCCUGAUAUCAUUCCCCCUCGCCGCUCUCCUCAAGCGAAUCCCCGACUCCAGACCAGAUCUCAAGAACCUCUUUGCCAUUAGCGUAUCAAUCUUCUACCUCGUCGGCCUCUUUGACCUAUGGGAUGGUGUCCGAACCCUCUUCAUCAGCGCAGGAGGAACAUACUGCAUCGCCAAGUUCCUUCGAACGAGUCCCUACAUGCCAUGGAUUGGCUUCGCUUUCGUCAUGGGCCACAUGUCCCUAAGUCACAUCGCUCGUCAAGCCGCCGACGACCCAACAAAGGCUGAUGUCACAGGCGCCCAGAUGGUGCUUCUCAUGAAGCUGAGUGCAUUCUGCUGGAACGUUGCUGACGGCCAACUCCCUGAGGAGUAUCUGUCUGAUUUCCAGAAGAGGAAUAUGCUCAAGGAGCUGCCUCCCAUUCUCGACUAUGCUGGCUGGGUCCUCUUCUUCCCUGCGCUCUUCGCCGGCCCGUCUUUCGACUUCACCGACUAUCGUAAAUGGCUUGACACAACCAUGUUUGACGCACCCAAUGUCGAUCCAGCAAAGAAGCCCCCUGUGAGAAAGAAGCGAAAGAUUCCUCGAAGUGGUGGUCCCGCAGCUUGGAAGGCAGCGAGUGGCCUCUUCCUUAUUGGGAUGUUCAUGGCUCUAGGUGGUUCAUACUAUCCUAGCCUGCUCACUUCUGAUAUUUAUGUCAAGUAUGGUUUCCUUCGCCGUGUCUGGAUCAUGCACAUGGUUAGCUUCACUGCACGACUCAAAUACUAUGGUGUCUGGUACCUUACAGAGGGAUCUUGCAUCCUCGCUGGCAUGGGCUACAACGGUGUUGAUCCUGUUACGGGCAAGGUCUUCUGGAACCGAUUGCAGAACAUUGAUCCCUGGGCUGUUGAGACUGCGCAGAAUCCCCGAGGAUAUCUUGGAGGCUGGAACAUCAACACGAGCAACUGGUUGAGGAACUACGUCUAUCUGCGUGUCACGCCUAGAGGCAAGAAGCCUGGUUUUCGUGCUAGUCUCAUGACCUUUGGCACAAGUGCUCUUUGGCAUGGCUUCUAUCCCGGAUACUACCUUAGCUUUGUCCUUGCAAGCUUCAUUCAGACAGCUGCAAAGCAUUACCGCCGUCAUGUUCGCCCAUUCUUCCUAGAACCCAUCACUGGUAACCCCUCGCCCAAGAAGAAGUACUACGAUUUCGUAUCUUACCUCGCCACACAACUCACCUUCACCUUUGCCACAGCACCUUUCCUAGUCCUCACACUUCAGGGCUCGCUACUAGCCUGGUCCCGCGUCUACUUCUACGCUGUCAUCUGGACCUUUUUGUCACUCGUUUUCUUCUCUUCCCCCGGAAAGGCCGCCCUGAAGCAGCAGCUCGAGAAGCGUCAGGGCCGAGCUAGCGCUAAGUUGGUGCGCUCAAUCUCAACGGACAGUCUAACGGGCAAGGAGCCCAUUUUGGGUAUUUCCAAGGAUAUCGAGGGUGACUUCAACGAGGCUGUGGAAGAAAUCAAGGCCGAGAUGGAGAUGAGACAGCGGAAGGUCAAGGCGGAGAUUGAAGCGCAUAAGGCGAAGGCCAAGACAGGCUAA